AUGCAUCGACGAUUGCGGUCAUUAAAAGAUCUAGACAGUCAUCAGCACAUGAACGAGAACCUAAAGGAAAUUGACGAAGCCAACGGCACCACAAAGACCAAUGGUUCACUUCUGAGCGCCAAACAACUGAGGAAAGCGGAGAAAAGAAAGGAGAAAGAAAAGCGCAAAGAGAACAAAAAGGAGUCACCAAUCGAAGUGAAAUCGAUAAAAGAGUUCAGCGAAGAGGUUGAGGUGAACAGACUGAAAGAGUUGCUGCUACGAAAUCAUUAUACAACUAAUGGAAAGCGCCAUGUUGCAGAUAAAAUGAGCACGUCAAAUGUUCGAAUUGCUCUCACGGCUGGCUAUGGAAUAGCUGGAUCGGGUUAUGGAGAUCGAUUGGGAAAUGAUGAUGAUCAUAAAGCUGAACAACAGUAUUCCGAUUUGUACUCACCAGUCAACUAUGAUGAGAAGUAUUUUGAGCACGCCGCGAAAUGGGUUGACAGAAAAUAUCAGACACAUCGACCGCUCACUCAAAUCUGGCAAACGAUUCGAUCGGCCACGAAAGAUAGCAAGGACAAUUGGAUGUCAAAGUUUUUGAGCAGUGUUGCUGAGGGUCGGAUUCAGCAGGUUACCACUGGAAUCAAUCACAUUGAACAAGUGUUGCGAGGACGUCAGACUGACGAGAAUCGGUUCCGGUUUAUGGAGCGAAGCGAGCUGUUGAGUGUGAUCGCCAAGAUGAUUGUUGAGAAAUUGUCCGACGAUCGAGUUGGGAACAAUAUUAUAAUGCUUUUGUCUGCUGGCUGUUUCGGGCCAAAACCUUGCCACUCGAGGGGGCACUCGGUUUGCAGCACUCUUCACUUGUUACUCGCUUCUUUAACCGAACACGAUCGUCGACGUGUCUUGUCGAUUCGCUCGAAUCUCGAGGGAUACCUUCCAUUGCACUUUGCUGCAAUGUUUGGCCAGCCUUGUCAAAUGGCUGUUUUGCUCAAUUUUGGUGCGAAUCCGAAUGUUCAUGAUAAUUAUGGAAAUCUACCGUGUUUUUAUGUGUUGCAGAGGAAUAAUGUGAUGAUGAUUCGACAACUUUUAUGGGCCGGUGCUGAUAUGAAUUCGGCGUUAAUGGAGACUGUUCACCCGUAUCGAACAGAUGUUGAUUGUCUUGAGGUCGAAGAAUGGCUACGUCUUCGUCUAGCGUCGAUGGAAGAAGCUGUUUACGGGUGGACUUGUAGCUCGCUGGAGCACUUGUUUAGGAUAAACCGAAAAGUCUCUCGAUUGCAUCAAAUGCGAGUGAACUGUGAUGGAGAUGAUACGGCGCAAAAGCGGGGAUUCGAGAAUUUCGACGAUUCGAACUCCUUCACUAGAAAAAUCCAAUUAUUAAUCGAUGAGGAUGACGAGUCAAUUCGAUGGGGAACAAAUGACUCUUUGCUUUUGAUGGUAAUUCCCGUGCAAUGGACCCAUUUCGAAUCAAGCACUCCUCCCGAAUUUCCGCAUCUCAUUCGAAUCGGAUUGUUCAAAAGCGAUCAAAAGACCCCGAUCAAGUUCUUUAGUGAUGCGAAGAUCUCGAGUGGAUGCGGUAGUCCAAAGGCGUUGACCUCUCCACUUUCACUGAUUGACAAUGGCUAUUUUUAUCUCUACACGUUGCCGAAAGGGUUUCCUCGUGACUCAAAUCCGACGCUGAACUUUACGAUCAAUAAGACUUUUCUCGGGGAGAGAGCGAAACACUGGAGGCUGUUGAUUCAGGCUUUUGCGGCCACUCCCGUUCAA
Messenger RNA from Mesorhabditis belari, 1740 nucleotides. The record is from the annotation of a GenBank genome assembly. Lineage: Eukaryota; Metazoa; Nematoda; Chromadorea; Rhabditida; Rhabditidae.